Linum trigynum is the source of this 4055-nucleotide messenger RNA. The record is from the annotation of a GenBank genome assembly. NCBI's taxonomy places the organism in Eukaryota, Viridiplantae, Streptophyta, Magnoliopsida, Malpighiales, Linaceae.
UCUAACGGAUUGAAAGAGGCUAUAAGAUGACAUUUCAUGACAUUUUACGGUCUGUUUCAAACUAAUUAUCUUUUGUUAAAUUUUUUGUUUGUAAUAUAAUUCAUUCAACUAUGAAAACAAAAUGAAGUAUUUAUUAUUAUAAAAACUACAAUAUUUGUAAUAGUUAAAAAAUUAAAGUAAAAUAACCAUAAAACAAAUUGAACGAAAAGGUUUAUUUUCUUAAAAGCACAUAAAGAAUAGAGUCAAAUUUAUUAGUUUUUUUUUCAACCAUAUGUCGCAACUGUAUAGUAAUGAGAAGACCAAUUCGACUAAAUCUCGUUAGACUAUUUGAUAAUGGUAAGAUAUUGCAAAAAUGACUCACAAUACUGGUAUCCUAUUCCUUUCAAACUAUGGAUGCUUCACCUUCCCAUUCUUGUAAGAGUUUAAAGUUAAAAAUGUGGGGCUUGAUGAUGUACUUCUAAAAUGCUAUUUUUAUUAGUGACGAUUAGAUAAUAAAUUGCAAAGUAGAACCACCACCAACCUCCCAAUUUCUUUAUUCCAAAUUAACAACUCUGCUCUCAAACCAUCCAUAUCCUCACUUUAUAAUAAUCAUAAUCUAAACUCCCCCAAUUAUUUCCUUGUUUUUGCUUAAUAUAACUUUCCCUGCCAAUCAUUAUCACCAUUUCUUUUCCAAUUUCUCUAUAGUCCACAAUCAAAUGAAAACCACAAAUCCUCUUUGACACCAACCUACUCUUCUCCCUGCCCUCCCUCACAUAAGAUAAACCCCACAACUCCCCUUCCUUCCCACUUCUCCACUAUAAAUCCCUUCUCUCUCUCACACACUCCUUAAAUCCUUCUCUAUCCCAAAUAAUCACACAAUGGCAAACCCAAAUUCCCCUGCUUUCUUCUUCCCCUGUUUUACCCUCCUCUGUUUUCUCCUGCAUGUCUCUGUUUCCCAUUCCCAGCAGCUCCUCCUCCCUCUAACCCAUUCCCUCUCCACAACCAAAUACACCUCCACCCACCACCUCCUCAAAUCCGCCUCCGCCCGCUCCGCCGCCCGCCACCACCACCACCACCGUCAUCACAAGUCUCACCGCCAAGUCUCCCUUCCCCUGUCUCCAGGCAGCGAUUACACCCUUUCCUUCACCCUCAACUCCAGCCCUCCCCAGCACGUCUCUCUCUACCUCGACACCGGCAGCGACCUCGUCUGGUUCCCUUGCCGCCCCUUCGAGUGCAUCCUCUGCGAAGGCAAGACCGAAACCCAAUCCUCUGCCACCGCCGCAAUUCUUGCCAAUCUCUCCUCCUCCGCCGCCGCCGUACCCUGUAAAUCGGCCGCCUGCUCCGCCGCCCACUCCAAUCUCCCCUCCUCCGACCUCUGCGCAAUCGCCAAUUGCCCCUUGGACUUAAUCGAAACCUCCGAUUGUCAGUCCUACAACUGCCCUUCCUUCUACUACGCUUACGGCGACGGAAGCUUGGUAGCGCGGCUGUACACAGACGCCGUUACCCUUCCGUUAGCGUCCCCGUCUUUGAAGCUCCGGAAUUUCACUUUCGGAUGCGCUCACACGGCGCUGGCGGAGCCCGUCGGGGUCGCAGGGUUCGGCCGGGGAGUGCUUUCCUUGCCAGCUCAGCUCGCCGCCGAUUCGCCUCAGCUCGGGAACCGAUUCUCCUACUGCUUGGUCUCCCACUCGUUCGACUCCGAUCGUGUCCGCCGCCCGAGCCCGCUGAUUCUCGGCCGGUUUGACGAGGAGAAGGAGAAGCGUGUGGGCGGCGGCGGCGGUGAGGGAAAUGACCCGACCCGGUACGUGUACACUUCUUUGCUGGAGAAUCCGAAGCAUCCGUAUUUCUACACGGUGGGGCUGGAGGGGAUUUCGGUUGGGAAGAGGAAUAUUCCGGCGCCGGCGUUUCUCAAAAAGGUUGACGGCGGUGGGACGGGAGGGUUGGUGGUGGAUUCUGGUACCACUUUCACGAUGCUCCCCGCGGGUCUGUACAAUUCCGUGGUGGCGGAGUUCGAGAACCGGGUCGGGCGGGUAUACGAGCGGGCGCGGGAAGUAGAGGCGAAGACCGGGUUGAGCCCGUGUUAUUACUAUAACGACGCCGUCGCGAGCGUUCCCAGCCUUGUGCUGCAUUUCUCCGGGAAUGGAUCUAGUGUGGUGAUGCCUAGGAAGAACUAUUUCUAUGAAUUUGUGGACGGUGGGGAUGGAAAGAAAGGGAAGCGGAAAGUUGGGUGCUUGAUGUUGAUGAACGGUGGGGAUGAGGAGGAGCUUAGCGGUGGGCCGGGGGCUACUUUGGGAAAUUACCAGCAGCAAGGGUUUGAGGUGGUUUACGAUUUGGAGAAGAGGAAGGUUGGAUUUGCUAGAAGGAAGUGCGCAUCUUUGUGGGAGAGCUUGAACCAAGGCUAAAGUGCGCCGGGGAGUGGGGGUUUGACUUUUUGAAGGAGUGCAUGGAAAUAAAGAUGAGGUCGGGAGCAGGGGAUCUGUCUCGGAUGUGAUUAAGUAAAUACGUGGAUGGGGGACUAGGUGUACUUCUUAUUUUUACCGUUCAUCAACAUUUUUGUACAUGGGUGGAUAAUGUCUAUAGAAGUGAAGUGGAAUGUGAGAAGGUAAAAAAAUAGAAGUACGAAUGGUGAAUGUAAAUUCUUGUAAUGAAUUAUUUGGUUUAGUUGAUUAAUGAAGGUGAAUGUAAAGAAUUGUUUUGUGCAAAAUUGUUAAUGAGUUUGUUCAUUUCAACAUCUAGAACUUGUAUUAUGAUGGAUAGAAAGACUUCUGAGUUUAUAGUCAUUGAGCUGAGCUUUCGGAUUUCGUCGAAAACCAUUAGAAUUCUUGCUCAGUGUUAAAGGCUUUGAAGUCUUUCAAGAACAAGGCUAACUUUUUUUUUCUUUAUGAUUGUAACUGCGUAUUUGGUCUAUCUCUCUACAUAUUCGAUCUUUUUAACUUUUGCAUACAUCAUAGCUCAUACUUCGCCAACUAAUUUAAUUGUCAUCCUAAAAAAUUAAUUUUCAAAUGACAAAUGGGUCGGUCCAAGGACCAAGUACCCUAUCACAAUAAAAUGUCUUUCUUAUAUGCAAUAUGGAAUGGUUGUAUGUAAUUUUCAGGUAUUUGAUGGCUUUUAAUUUGACAAGAUAAUAUAACCAAACAUAAUUUAAUGAGACGACGUUACAAGUUACAACUCUGUUACACCCCACCUAGGAAGAGAAGUAGAGAAGGAGGAGAGAAGAGCCACAUCCACCAAACCAUUCAUGGUUUAUUAAUACAUGAUAAUAACAUUGCUUCAAUUGGAUGGAAAGAAAAAAAUCUUACACAUCAAGCUCCUGACACCAAGAAGCAAAAAUUUUAACAGCUUCACCACAGCCCGUCUAGCUCAGUUGGUAGAGCGCAAGGCUCUUAACCUUGUGGUCGUGGGUUCGAGCCCCACGGUGGGCGUGUGACACUCAAUGACAGCAGUAAAAAAAAAAAUCAACAUUUUAUUAUUAUUAUUAUUAUUUAUCUUUUCUAUUUUAAGGGGGAGGAAAAGAAAGUUAUAAUGAAAUGGCAGCUGGGAUGCAGUACCCAAAAUCGAAGUAAGAAGCAGGCAGUGCUUGGGGAAGAGAGUAACUGAGGGCACAUAAUAAAUUGAGCCUUCAAAUUUUGGGCAGUUUUUGGACUCAUUCAAAGGAGUCGUCAGAUAUUAACUUACUUAGCUGUACUCGACGCACCAUUUAGCACAAGUUGGAUGGGGAAGAGUUCUUCAAUUUCAAUGGUUAAGUAUGGAGGAGCCUUGGAAUUGCAGUGAGUAUAUUAAAGAGAUUCGGCCCCGGAGAGGAGAGGAGAGGGGAAGAAUCCAGGCAGAGACGACUCCAAUAGUGGACCAUUCUUAUCGUCCAACAGUUUGGCAUUUUCCUUCCCAUUGCGUCCGACGGUUCGUAACUGUUGUACCUAUAGGAGUUUUAGAAAUAGUAGUGUGUAUUAUUAUGAAACCACAAAGGGGUUUAUAUAGAUUACAAGACUUGGACAAUAAGUAAGAGAAACACAAUACUAAAAGGACACGGUAAUACUAAGAACUAUACUAUAAGGACAAGGAAAUAUAAGAUUAUUCCUAAU